AUGACGCUUUCAGAUCCACGUAGAUGUACGACUCUUCUGAUUCUCGCGUUGGAGAUAUUUGAUGUCGUUGAUUCAUUGGCGUGUUACUCAUGCAUUGCAUUGAAUUACAGACAAAACGUUUUGUCUCGUAACGAUGCUCUGUUCCCUCCACAAAGUCGCGAGAAUCUCACCGCGUUGUUUGACGUCUUGUCCGAGAACAAAAUUGGAAACGUGGAAGUAUCCUCUAGUUGUGCAGACGUCACUCUCACAACACAACCUUCUUUUCUGAAUACUCCAAUUUCAAUUUGUGAUCCGAAUGAUAAAUGUGUUAAAAUGGAUUUUUAUUACUCAGGAGAGAAAGUAGUCCUACGAAACUGUCUUUCAAAUCUGAUGGCGACUCCAAAUUCACGGAAAUUCAAGCAUCAUUGCCCAAUGUAUUCAGAUGAUCGUUCUGAAAUGUGA
This is a messenger RNA of Caenorhabditis remanei, 441 nucleotides long. RefSeq lists its product as uncharacterized. The record is from RefSeq and is a predicted model, not a curated record. Bases 1 to 441 code for a protein of 146 amino acids. The transcript has 4 exons. NCBI's taxonomy places the organism in Eukaryota, Metazoa, Nematoda, Chromadorea, Rhabditida, Rhabditidae.